GCUACCUUCGGAGUGAUUAAGAAGAAGGACCGGAUUAGCAUGGAUGCGGCUACAUCCAGGAUGCUAAAGGCCUUGUUGAAGCCAACACAUCCUCCGUCCCUUUAACUCAAACAGCCUCCUGUGUGUCUCAGUCCGGGCUGAGUUUAGUCCGCAUGUUGUCUCGUAAACAGCAGCGCGUGUGGAGGUACGUGGAGGAGGGCAGCCUGCUGAAGCUGAAGUCCUACCUGCGGAAGCACCGCGACCUGGAGGAGGACCUGGUGAACUUCUCCCGGGGCCGGAGGCAGAGGAGCCCGCUGCAGCUGGCCUCUCGCCUGGGAGACGACGCGGUGCUGCGGCUGCUGCUCAAACACGGAGCCGAGGUCCUCCAGAGGGACAGCAAAGGAGACACGGCGCUACACAUAGCGGUCAACAGGGCUCUGAAACACGGGAAGACAGCGUAUGAUGACCUGGUUGUGCCUCUGAAAAACAGCUGCCCAGACGCUUUGAACACUCCUAACAGUGCUGGAGUCACACCUCAAGACCUGCUGAACUGGAGGAAACAGAAAGAGACUGCAGAAAGCAUGAGCCGUCCAUCUGACAGAGACCCUGAGAAGGAGUGGCAGGAAAAGCUGUUUGGUGAAUGCGAGGAUGAAUUCUUUGAAACCUUUGGAGUAUAUGAUGCUGAUGAUUUUCUACCCGUCGAUGAUGACGAGCAAGACUUCGGGGACUGGGCUGACCGCAUCAGAAGAGAAUAUUUCGAUAAAAAGCACGCAGAAGCUCAAAGGCUGGCGGCGUCGGCGUCUUCUGGGAGGAAGAAAAGGAAACAAGAGACGGACCAGGAACGUCAGAGCCACAAGGAGCAUCUUGCGAAGCUGCAGAAGGAGCAUGAAGAGUAUCUGGCGCGGGCGGCACGUAAAGAGGAAGAGGCUAAGCAGGGUAAGAAGCGCAGGUACGACGAAAGGUGCGCAGCUACUUUUGACGGCGGCUCUUCAUCUGGCGGCACGAAGCUGAGCUACAACGACAUCCCCUGGCCGGCUCCACGAGGCACUGUAAAGGAGAUGCUGGAUGUGAUGCUGCACGGCGUGGACAGGAAGGACGUGCCGGUGUUUCGUAAAAUGCUCCUGAAGCAGCAAACGCGGUGGCAUCCUGACAAAUUCGCUCAGCGAUGUGAAGCUCGGUUAGAGGAGAAGGACAAGCAGCGGAUCCUGGAGACGGUUACAGCUCUGUCGCAGGAGCUCAACAGACUGGCCCAGACUCUGAGGACUUAAAAUCUAGCUAAUGAUAUCAUAUAUAUAUA
Sebastes umbrosus (honeycomb rockfish) is the source of this 1276-nucleotide messenger RNA. It is a transcript of the gene nfkbil1, whose product is annotated as nuclear factor of kappa light polypeptide gene enhancer in B-cells inhibitor-like 1. The transcript is spliced from 4 exons. Gene Ontology annotation, biological process: canonical NF-kappaB signal transduction. NCBI's taxonomy places the organism in Eukaryota, Metazoa, Chordata, Actinopteri, Perciformes, Sebastidae. Bases 153 to 1247 code for a protein of 364 amino acids. Gene Ontology annotation, molecular function: protein binding. The record is from RefSeq and is a predicted model, not a curated record.